UGAGGGUUUCGGAGAUGUUGUAAGGAAACCAGCUAAAAAUUGUGUAGCUAGUCUUCAUGUGGAAAAAUAAAGGAAAAUUAACACAGCAUCUGCAAGUUUCACUGGAGGUACGUUGACCACGCCCCUUUGUUUGCGACGCACAGAUUAAAUGAACGUUAAACUCGACGUCAAACUGGAAAUUCUGAUGCUGAAGAUGAAAAAUGCCUUUGCUGAGGAAAAUCAAUCGUGGACUUCUUAUUCUGCUGCUUCUGGUGGCUUUUGCUCUCCUGUACAAUAAGACCAGACUACAGACAUUGCCCAAGUAUUCAGUGCUCAAGAAAGAGGAGGCAGAUACAGGUGCGAAGGAUGAGGAAGAGGUGGACACUGAUGUUCCUGUGGUCCUCUGUGCCUCAGAAGAGCGUAUCGGCGCAUCUAUGACUGUCAUCAACAGCGUCUACAGCAACAGUCAAGCCAGAGUUUUCUUCUACAUUGUCACACUAAGAGAUGCCAUUAAAAAGAUAAGGGAAUACAUAGAGAAAACCAAGCUGAGAAAUAUCAGAUACAAGAUCCUAGAAUUCAAUCCAAUGGUUCUAAAGGGAAAAGUCAAUCCAGAUUCAUCCAGACCAGAACUUCUGCAUCCUCUUAACUUUGUGAGGUUCUACCUUCCGCUUCUUGCCAUUGAAAAUCACAAACGGAUUGUUUACCUGGAUGAUGAUGUCAUAGUCCAAGGAGAUAUACAGGAACUGUAUAACAUAAGGCUGAAAGAGGGUCACGCUGCUGCGUUUGCUUCAGACUGCGAUCUGCCUGACACACAUGAGAUGGUGCGCAGUGUGGGGAUGCAGACAACUUAUAUGGGUUUUCUGGACUACCGCAAAGAGGAAGUCCGAGAGCUGGGCAUCAAUCCCAGUGAAUGCUCCUUUAAUCCAGGUGUUUUUGUAGCGGACAUUGCUGAAUGGCAAAGGCAAAAGAUAACCAAACAGCUGGAGAAAUGGAUGGCUAAAAAUUUUAGGGAGAAUCUGUUUAGCAGUGCAGUGGCAGGAGGUGUGGCCACUCCUCCAAUGCUCAUCGUUUUUCAUGAUAAAUUUACAACAAUUGAUCCACUGUGGCACGUCAGACACCUCGGCUGGAGUCCUGAUACACAUUAUCCCAAGACCUUCCUCAAAAAGGCAAAGCUACUACACUGGAACGGCCAUUUCAAACCCUGGGACUACCCCUGCGUCCAUCUAGACCUCUGGGAAAAGUGGUUCAUCCCAGACCCCACAGGAAAAUUCACCCUGGUACGACCAAGACUAAAGAAAUCCUUAAAGGGGCAGUUCACCAAAUAAUGAAAAUUGUCAUAAUUUACUCAUCCUUUGAGUUUUAAUCUAGUUUUAUAGUUAAAAGAUUAUAUUUUGAAAAAUGUUGCCACCUGUAACCAUUGACU
Danio aesculapii is the source of this 1402-nucleotide messenger RNA. It is a transcript of the gene glt8d2, whose product is annotated as glycosyltransferase 8 domain containing 2. The coding region runs from base 201 to 1304 and encodes 367 amino acids. Gene Ontology annotation, cellular component: Golgi apparatus. The record is from RefSeq and is a predicted model, not a curated record. The transcript has 10 exons. Gene Ontology annotation, molecular function: glycosyltransferase activity. Lineage: Eukaryota; Metazoa; Chordata; Actinopteri; Cypriniformes; Danionidae.